This is a messenger RNA of Arachis ipaensis, 342 nucleotides long. The record is from RefSeq and is a predicted model, not a curated record. NCBI's taxonomy places the organism in Eukaryota, Viridiplantae, Streptophyta, Magnoliopsida, Fabales, Fabaceae.
AUGAAGGACCAGACUUGCUUUUGUGGGUUGAAGACGACAAUCAAGAAAUCCAGCAUAAGAGAGAAUCCAGAUAGGUUGUUCCACACCUGUGCGAGAUACCCGAAGGGAAGCCACUGCAACUUUUUUAGGUGGGUUGAGGAAGAUGGGUAUGUAGUAGGGGCAGAAACUGAUGCAGAGGUUGGUGGGGACUAUGAUGAAUGGAGACUGAAUGUGUCAUGGAGAUUGGAUAGCUUGGAGGGUGAGGUUAGAGCAAUGAAGAUGCUGCUAAUGUUCAUGUUAGUUGCGGUGGUCGUGGCCACUGUCUUGUGUGUAUCAAUGUUGUUCACAUUAAUCUCCAAGUAA